ACAGGAUAACAAAACGUGAAAAAUGGAACACAAUGAUAGAAAGAAGAGUCGGCUGGCUCGGACAUUUAAAUUAAAUCCGUGCCAAAAUGACCUGGGUCAGCACUGCCACUCAAGACCUGAACAAUUUUGGUUUAACGUUCAGUGAGGCUCAAGAACUAGCAGGAGACAGAAAGGAGUGGAAUGCGUUGGUAAAAAAGGGGGAGUUUAGUCAACACAGAGGAGAUAUGUUGAUGCAAGGGGGCGACCCCUGCGAGGGAGCUUUCCAGAAGAGGUAAAUCGAAGUGGAAACUGAGCUACUUUGAUUAUUUGAUUUAGGUAUGGACUAAUGCAACUAUGAGCGGCUGUCUUAGAACUUUUAAUCGACUUCACCGAACUUUCUCAACAUCAAGUGGCAUCUUUCGUAGGAAGAAGCUGGUUUUACUUGGCACUGGCUGGGGCUCUUACAGUGUUUUAAAGAGUAUAAAUAAGAAAAAAUUCGAUGUUGUUGUGAUCAGUCCCCGAAACCAUUUUCUGUUUACCCCGCUUUUGAACAGCACGACUGUAGGCACUUUGGAGUUUAGAAGCAUCAUCGAACCUGUACGAAAUACGAGAUUUCGAGAUGAUAGUCAUUUUCAGCUAGCUAGAGCAACUCAUCUUGAUGCUGAUAACAACAAAUUAACUUGCACAACAGACAUUGGGAAGCACAGCUAUGAGCUUGAUUAUGAUUUGCUUGUCAUUGGGGUAGGUGCAUUGAGCAACACUUUCGGCAUACCUGGGGUUUCAGAAAAUGCAUUUUUCUUAAAAGAAAUUGCAGAUGCAAGAGCUGUUAGAAACAGGAUUAUUGCAAAUUUUGAGGAAAGUCUAUACCUUGAUGUAUCUGAUCAGGAAAGGAAAAGACUUCUGCACUUUGUUAUUGUUGGUGGAGGCCCAACUGGUAUUGAAUUUGGUGCAGAGCUUUAUGAUUUCAUUACAGAAGAUGUAACGAGACUGUUUUCGCAGGAAAAGGAAGAAGUCAAAGUAACAUUGAUUGAAGCGAAUGAGAUCCUGCCCUCUUUUGACCGAAAACUCAGAAGUUUUGCAGAAAAAAAGUUUAAGCAAAGAACAAAUUACGAUUUGGUUAAAUCAAGAGUUGUGAAAGACCCGCAUCAUGUGGUGUUAGAGGAUGGAACUGUGAUGCCUUGUGGAAUGGUUCUCUGGUCAACAGGCCUUGCACCAAGACCAUUUAUUGAGUCCCUGCCUUUUCCAAAAAGUAAUGCAAAGCAACUUCUUGUGAACAACUUUUUGCAAGUCCAAGGCAUACAAAAGGGAAAUGUUUUUGCUAUUGGUGAUUGUUCAUACAUAGAAUCAGAUCCUUUACCAAGUACUGCACAGGUGGCAGAGCGAGAAGGAAGGUAUCUUGCUAAAGCUUUGGAGCUCUAUGCUGAAAACAGGGCUAGUGAAGUUAAACCUUUUUCAUGGAAGAGUCUUGGUAUGCUUGCUUACAUUGGGGAGUAUAACGCCUUGGCUGAUUUCCCGUUUAAAGGUGGCAAAUUAACCGGUUUUAAGACAUGGUUUUUAUGGAGAUCAGCUUAUCUUACAAGGCUUGGUAACUGGAGGCUGAGAAUGCAAGUCCCUUUUGAUUGGUCUAGAACAUUUAUCUUUGGAAGAGAUAUUUCAAGAUUUUGAGCUGAUAAAUUAUUAACAAAACAUCUCAGUUUCUUUAGCUGAAUUGAGUCACAUCAAAUUAACUUUUAUUUUUACCAGAAUAAUAGGUUCUGAAUUAUCAUUCACAUCUUUAAUGCACAUGCACUAAUACUACUCUGUUAUCAAAAUUUCGAAAAAUUUAUCAAGACAAAUAGCGAUUUUAAAAAUUUUGUAUAUUUUUAAAUAUUGUAGGCAAACUAUCUGUGCUGAGUAUGUAUAUUUUGCUGGUGAAAAGUUCAAAUCUUGUAUGACAUGGUCAACUAACGUUAAUGCAAUGUUUCCUACAUAUAUAGUUAUAAUCUUCGUCGAGCUAGUCUUGAUGGUCACAUGUCAAACUCCAUGAAUUUUACAUUUUAAUAUAUCUACUCAAUAGCUGCAUAUUCUCAUCACAAACAUUAUGUACAUCUUGGUCUUCUUUUCUUGUUUAUAGUUUCUAGUGUAAACAAUCUUUUGGUGGUACAAAACUUG
Molecule: messenger RNA, 2130 nt
Organism: Rhopilema esculentum
Lineage: Eukaryota; Metazoa; Cnidaria; Scyphozoa; Rhizostomeae; Rhizostomatidae
Product: putative NADH dehydrogenase
Cellular component (GO): mitochondrion
Molecular function (GO): NADH dehydrogenase activity
Source: RefSeq, a predicted model, not a curated record